CUCCGUAAAUCAAGCUAUAUGCACCAAUCAAUGAGCGCCACGAAUCACCUGCAUCAUCACAAGAAAGAAGACCAGCCUCUUCCACUCUGUGCACAGAUUUGAUGCAACGGAGUGAAACCCAGAUUUCGUGUUGUGAAUAAAAUGUUUUCCUUGAUGAUGACAAUGAGCAGAAACCGGAGUUAUGUGGAAUUUGGGCACAUAAGCCAUGGUAGGCCUCACUACCACUCUUGGGUCCCUUUGAUUGCUCUUUAUCUUUGUGUGCGGUCUCCAUAAUAUUCGUAUUCUCUUUCCACUAUUCUGUAAUAAAGUUUUAGUGUUAUGGUGUUGGUGUGCUAAUUGAUAUGAUUAUGUGGAUGAAUAUGGAGUUGCUUUUUAUUUUGGAUUUUAGGAUCUUAAUUGCCUGUAAAAUGGUGGAUUUGUGACAGUGAAAGGAUACUGAAAAUUUGAAGGACUACGCCCAUGGGCUCCAAUGAAUUUGAGCAAUGGCGACAAGUCAAGGCAAGAGUUUAGGUUAGUUGAGGAGUGGGGAAUUCACAUAGCUUCCUUAGGAUAUGAAACCCUUAGGUUGCAUAUUGGUACUUUAGAAUUACAAAAUAAGAUCUGUUGCUAAGGUAAGCCAUGGAGGCUUGGCUCAUUGUUGAGGGAUGGGUGGGGUGAAGGAGAAGAUCCCCUGCUCAUUUCCUUGUAACCAAAAAAGAGAAGAAAAAGCAUGGAGCUCGGGUGGGGAAUAUGAUGGAUGUAUACUCAUCAAUGCUAAGUUGAUGAAGUUUAACGAUUUCCACCUCCACCUCAGUGGUCAGUCAACUUAAUCACCAAUCACCUAGCGGCCAUAAUCAUGGAGUUUCCAUAGUUGUUGGUUGUAAUUGUCAACAGUGAUCUUCCUCUUAAAGUUUAGGCAUCAGUUGUAAUAUUUUUGUAAAUAGCUCUCAUCUCUCAGUGCUUAUUUGAAUGCCAUGAAUGAGAAUAAUGUUUGUAACUUUUCCCCAUUGCUAAACAUUGCAGGUCUUCAUGGUAUAAGCUAUUCUGAGUAUUUCUUUUUAGCCAUGGAAUAAGAGAGUGUAGAAAGCACCCAAACACUCAUUGUUAUUACCCCCAUUUCACCUUCCUACUCAUACCCAGUUAACCUUAUCUCCAUAAGCUCUGCCGCCCAAUUACCUCUGAAACUAAUCCCCUCUAAUUAUCCAUAUUGGCAUGCUCGGUUCUAUAGUCUAUUCUUUAAUCAUGAUCUCCUUGGUUAUCUUGACAGCUUUUUUCCCUGCUCAAAUUCAACUAUAGAUUCCAGGGGAACCUCAAGGCCAAAACCACUCCUACAUGUUUUGGCAGCACCAAGAUCAGUUAAUUCUUCAUGGCAUUUUGGCUUCACCAUCUAAGACUGUUAUUGAUCUUGUGUUAUCUGUCAAAACUAGUCCAGAAGCAUGGGUGUGUCUGAAAUUAGUAGAGAAGCAUUUUGUGUCUGGAAAAGCUUUAUGCUAAAGGUCUCACUCCAGAAUUAUUUCCUUCAAAGAUCACUUGAUGGAUACAACUUGUGGCUGUAAAACUAUCUCAGAGUUUCUUCACUCUCUCAAGGCUAUUACUGAUAAACUUGCCAUCAUUGGAGCACCUCUAAGUGAUGAUGAUAUUCUUAUUUACUGUCUUUGUGGUCUUGGUCCCCAAUACAAAGGAGCUAUUGCUGCCAUUUGGCUUCAAGGCAGUGCUCCUGCUUUGAAGAUCUUCAUGACAAACUCAGGGAACAAGAAGAAUUCCUUAAGCAUCCAAAACUGUCUCCUAUCAUGGCUAAUGCCACUACUGAAACUAGUUCUCAAUGUUCCAAUACCAAACCUGUACCUAAUUAUCCUAAAGGCAACAAAAAGCCAAACCACAAUCAAUUGCAAUGUGGUUUUUCAACUCUCAACAUGCUACCACCAGAUCCACAGAAUGUUUUCAAAUGCAAGCAAGGCAAUGUAGCCAAAACAUUGUCAUCUGUUGAUUUGUGGCAAACGGGGACAUGGUGCGUGACAAUGCUAUUAAAAUUUUCCCCAAAACUGUCCUGCACCAAUGGCUCAUCAUACUAGUACUAUAACCUACACUCACAAUAGCAAUUGACUCAUGGACUUAACCGCAUCUCAUCAUGUUUUCUCUUAACGUUCUCAUCUAUAUUUGCAUCAAGCAUAUCAGGGCCCUGAUGAUCAUAAGUGUUAGGAAUUUGAGGCUAAUCCAACCUAUGAUAAUCACCCUAGAGGGGGGGUGAAUAGGGUGAUGGUUUCUUUUUCAAAUUUAAACUAAGUAAAAAUAAGAGACAAUUUAUAUGCAAGUAUAUGAUAAGCAAAAUAAAGACAAUUGCAUAUAAAUUAAAAGAGUUAGGGAAGAGAGAGUGCAAACACGAGAGUUUAUAGUGGUUCGGCACUUCCUUGCCUACGUCCACUCUCCUCAACCUCCUAACCGAGUGAGGGUUCCACUAUCUUGAAGCUUCAACUAAGCUUCCAAUCUCUUUACAAUUGGAUUAUGGUUCCAAUUCACCCUCUUGGACUUUUUGCUUCCAAGCACCCUUUACAAUUCUCAAGAGAUAUCCCACUCUUGAAACUUCCUCUCAAGGUUUACAAAUGAUUGAUCUCACAAAAUCCUAGUAUUAGCUUUAAGCUCAAAUGAUACAAGAAAAACUAGGAUUGAAUAGUGCACUAAAGAUAUGCAAGUUAUGAAACAAUGGUGCACUCAAAAACACUCUUCUAAGGCUCAAAUAUAUUCAAGAAUGAUUUGGGAAGGUUAAACUCUCUAAACAAUGAAGAUUGGAGCCUUUUUAUAGAAGAAAAAAGCCAAACUAGCCGUUUGGGGUUCGACCGGUCGAGCUGGGGUUCGACCGGUCGAGCUGGGGGUCGACCGGUUGACUAGCCGUUAGCAUUUAAUGCUUGGCAGGAGACCGUUGGGCCUCGACCGGGUCUCGACCGGACCUUGACCGGACCUCGACCGGACGAGGUUCGACCUUGACCGGUUGAACAACCGUUCUGGAAGAAAGAGAAAAUUUUUGCAUUUUUCGAACGGUCAACCGGUUACUGUUCAUCCGGUUCAACCGGUUGAGCUGGGGGUCAACCGGUUACUGUUCAUCCGGUUCACCCGAUUUAGCCAAUUGAGCCGUUUUUUGCUCAACAACCAACUUUUCCAACUUAUAACCUUUGAAACAACAUUUAACACAAGGUUUUAGUUGAAAACAUGAAAUCAUCCAAUUUUAAAGAUAUUUAAAACAAAAUAACUCUUGGAUGAUUUAGGUGCAUAAGUAAGGAAAAUAAUGCAUGGAAAUCCUAGUGCACCAACAACCUUACAAAGAGACUUAAGAAGCUUUGGUCUUGAAAAACUCUUCUCUUUGAGGUGGUCUUCUUCUUCAUGAUUUUUCCUUGGCUUGAUUUGUCUUUGGAUUGCCACUUUAGAAGUCAUCUUGCCUAAUCACACUUAAAGUGUAGUCAUUAGUUCUAAACCUUGUUUUGUUAUCAUCAAAAUCAAGAUUAACCAAACCUUGGUUUCACAAUAAGCAUGAUGUGUGCUAUUAGCACCAUGAAAUCUACACCAUGUUCCAUGUCUCCCCCUUCUGCUGUAGUUGGGAUCAAAGCCUCCUCUCAACUUUGGCACAAUCCUCUUGGUCAUCCCUCUUGUAAAAUUAUGAUUUUUCUUGUUUAGUCUAAUUUGUUACCUUUGUCAUAAUGGAGUAUCAACAGUUUCUCAUUGGUGUGUCUUGCGUUUGUAAUAAAAUUCAUCGCUUACCUUCUGGAAUUUCUUCUUUGACUUGUUGUGGUCCACUUGAUUUGAUAUAUACCAAUGUUUGAGGUGUUGCCCUUGUUUUAUAGUUUUAUUUGUUAUGUUAUCUUUGUUGAUCACUUUACCAAAAACACCUGACCAUACCCUUUAUGUCACAAAUCUGGUGUUUUCUCCGGGUUUACUCACUGUAAAUCUGUAGUAGAGAAAUAUUUUAAAACUCCAGCUGUUACUGUGUAUUCUGGUGGUGGUGGUGGUGAGUCUGCAACUUUAAAAUAAGUUUUUGCAACUUUUGGCAUUCAACACUUAAAGAAACUGAUAGGCCUCCUGUACGUUAUGUGUAUACUAGAAAAGGGAAGAGGAAUGUACUGCCACCUGGCAGUUAGUUGUAACAGCCUUAGUAUAGGCUAGGUCACAGUUGGAUACGGGAGGUCACAGUUGGAUACGGGCUGGGAUGGUUUAAAUAGGAAAAGAGAGGGAAUUACAGGGGGCUGAAUAUUGUGGAUCUGGUAGGAGAGUGAUAGCCUCUCAAAUAGCUAUCUGAGGAUCAGUUGGGACUCUUGUUUCUUGAAAUUCUUGAAAUUCAAUAAUAAUUCUCCAUUAGAUACCUAUCAAUUUGGUAUUAGAGCAUCGAUCUAGAUGGCUCAGAAAAAAGAAUGAAGGUGGGUGGAUUUUCUAGAGAAGGAAGUUGGAGAAAUUAGAGAGGAGAUGUAGCGCUUACCAGGAAUGGAAAAGACAGUGAUGGACCUUGCCUAUAAUGUAAUGCGAGUUCUGCAGUCGCUGAAGAGACACAGAAGGCAGUGGUGGCAUUGUCAUCAGGGCGGGACACGACAACUGCUGCUCAAUGAGAAGACCGUGCAAGAUAGAUCCUUGGAGUUGGGAAACCCAGUGGGGGGGGAGGGGAUGGCAUCGGAUGAGACGAGGCAAGGCGGAAAUGGAGAAUGGUGCAGUAGCUGACAGGUGGAGAUGCUUGUAUUUACGGGAGAGAACCCUAACGGUUGGAUCUUCCGGGCCGAUCGAUACUUCGCGACGUACGGACUCACGGAAGAAGAGAAAUUAGUCGCCGCCGCGAUGAGUUUAGAUGGGGACGCACUCUCUUGGUACUAGUGGAUUGAUUCGAGGGAGGCGUUUGGGAGUUGGGAAAAUUUGAAGAGGCGAUCGUUGCUUUGCUUUCGUUCGAUUCAAGAAGGAAGCCUUUGUGAGCAGUUUUUGGUAGUGCGACAUCAGGGGAUAGUGGCAGCAUACCGAUGGGAAUUCGAGAUUCUGACGACUCCAUUGAAAGGGAUUUCGGAGGAGGUAAUGGAAAGCACGUUUAUGAAUGGGUUGCUUCCUGAUAUCCAGGCUGAGCUACGUUUUCUGCAACCAUAUGGGUUGGGCCACUUGAUGGAAAUGGCCCAACGGGUCGAAGAUAGGAAUUUAGCCAUGAGGGCAGCCAGUGAACAUGACCCAAAUAGCACCAAAAUGUUGUCAUCUGCAAAUCAAGGUGAUUGGAAGAUUGGGGAAAAUUUUCAAACUAGGGCAGUGGCUGUUAGCGAGAAGACGAUGAGCCAGCGACGUGAGAUUCCAAUAAAGAGACUGACGGAAUCGAAGCUUCAAGCCCGUAGAGAAAAGGGCUAUGUUUUAAGUGUGAUGAAAAGUUCUCACCUGGUCAUCGCUGUAAGAAAGAAUUACGGGUUUUAUUGGUGCACGAAGAUGAGGAGGAAGAGGAUAAUCAGUUUGACGGCAGAGCAACCGAAGAACCUGCACUCAUCGAGCUGAAAGACGUUGUGGAAUUAUCUCUAAAUUCCGUGGUCGGUUUAACUACGCCGGGAACUAUGAAGAUCAAAGGGACGAUUAGGUCAAAAGAGGUAAUCAUCCUUGUAGACAGUGGGGCUACCCACAAUUUUUUAUCCCUUGAAUUGGUUCAACAAUUAGCACUUCCAUUAACUACAAUAACCAGUUACGGGGUAAUGAUGGGAAUCGGGAUAUCCAUGAAAGGAAAGGGCAUUUGUAGAGGAGUUUGUAUUUCGAUGCAAGGGCUCACCGUGGUGGAAGACUUUCUUCCACUUGAAUUAGGCAACACUGAUGUGAUUCUGGGAAUGCCUUGGUUGGGGACUUUAGGAGACGUGAAAGUAAACUGGAAGAUGCUAACAAUGAAGAUCAAAAUGGGGAAGGCAGUGAUAGUGUUAAAGAGAGACCCGAGCCUUAGUCGGACCGAGGUAUCUCUUAAGGCAAUGGCUAGAGCACUAUAGCACCAUAGCCAAGGGGUAUGGGUGGAACUCUAUCAGACUUCCACCACUUCGGAUUUGAGUGAAGGAGUACAAGAGGUCCCGAAAACAGUCAAAGAAGUAUUAGCUCAACAUCAGCAAAUUUUUGGGCCAAUAACAGGGUUACCACCAAGUCGUGAUAUUGACCAUGCUAUUCAAUUAAUUCUGAGAGCAUCUUCGGUUAAUGUUUGACCCUACCGGUAUCCACAUAUUCUAAAGAAUGAAAUAGAGAGAUUGGUGCAAGAGAUGCUUGAGGCAGAAAUUGUUCGGCCUAGCUUAAGCCCAUUUUCUAAUCUAGUGUUGUUGGUGAAAAAAAAAAAAUGGAGGAUGGAGGUUUUGUAUAGAUUACCGUGCUCUCAACAAAGUUACAGUUCCGAAUCAGUUCCCCAUUCCGGUGAUUGAUGAGUUACUCGACGAACUUCAUGGUGCGACCAUUUUUUCCAAACUAGAUCUUAAAUCGGGCUAUCACCAAAUUCGAGUCCGGCAACAAGAUAUCCACAAAACGCCAUUUCGCACCCAUGAAGAUCACUACGAGUUCUUGGUGAUGCCUUUUGGGCUAACCAAUGCACUAACGACUUUCCAAUCGUUAAUGAACCGUAUAUUUCGGCCACACCUUCGGAAAUUUGUGCUCGUAUUUUUUUAUGACAUAUUGGUCUACAGCAAAGACUUGAAGGAGCAUUGUGACCAUUUGCAAAGUGUGUUGUCCAUUCUGGCGAACCACCAACUGCACGUCAAUGGAAAGAAAUGUCUCUUUGUUAAACCACAAUUGGAAUACUUGGGCCAUUUGGUUUCCACCAAGGGGGUUGCUGCUGAUCCCAACAAGAUUUCAGCCAUGGUAGAGUGGCCCACACCCAAAUCCCUUAAAGAAUUACGAGGAUUUCUCGGAUUGACUGGAUACUACCAUCGAUUUGUAGAGGGAUAUGGAGCUAUUUCUUAGCCUCUCACUUAGCAACUCAAAAAAGAUGCUUUUAAUUGGAACCUAGAGGCUGAGGCAGCCUUCCAAAAAUUGAAAACAGCUAUGACAACAAUUCCUGUUUUGGCUUUGCCCAACUUCAGUCAACUCUUCAUUGUAAAGACGGAUGCCUCGGGGUAUGGUUUGGGUGCCGUUUUGAUGCAAAGUCAUAGACUAGUAGCUUAUUUUAGUCAAGUCCUCUCAGCAAGGGAGCGACAAAAGUCUAUAUAUGAAAGAGAGUUAAUGGCUAUUGUCUUAGCAGUUCAAAAGUGGCGUCAUUACCUGCUUGGUCGCCACUUUAUUGUGCGAACAGAUCAAAGUAGCUUGAAGUUUCCACUAGAGCAAAGAAUAGUGAAUGAGUCGUACCAAAAGUGGGUUGCAAAGCUGUUUAGGUAUGAUUUUGAAAUUCGGUUUCGGCCUGGAUUGGAGAAUAAAGCAGCUAACGCCUUAUCUCGCAUCCCCAUUUCUAUGGAGUUAGCUGCCCUCAUGGUUCCCAGUCGCAUAGACACUUCGUUGAUCAGUUCACAAGUUGAAGCUGACCCACACCUAGCUAAGAUUCAACAGAGGCUGCCGGUUGAUCCGAAUGCUUAUCCUAGGUAUUCCUUGGACCAUGGUAUUCUCCUCUACAAGGGGCGCCUAGUCCUUCCCAAGGCCUCACCCCUUGUUCCAAUACUUCUUCAAGAGGGCCAUGCUAGCGUGGUUGGAGGGCAUUCCGGGUUCUUGCGGACUUACAAACGACUCACACGAGAUUUCUUUUGGGUUGGCAUGAAAAAUGACAUCAAAGAGUUUGUGGAAAAGUGUCUAGUAUGCCAACAAAAUAAGGCCCUAACUUUGUCACUUGCUGGGUUACUACAACCACUGCCUAUUCUAGAAAAAAUAUGGGAUGAUGUGACGAUGGGCUUUAUUGAGGGGCUUCCUAAGUCUAAGGGUUAUAACUCCAUUUUAGUUGUUGUGGAUCAAUUGAGCAAAUAUGCUCGCUUCUCACUGCUCAAGCAUCCUUUCACAACUCAAAUGGUGGCUGCUGUCUUUGUUCGGGAUGUUGUCAAAUUACAUGGAAUUCCCCGUUCCAUUAUUAGUGAUCGUGACAAAGUAUUUCUUAGCCGAUUUUGGAUGGAGCUAUUUCGGUUGCAGGGUACUUCUCUCUGCCAUAGUACCGCAUAUCAUCCUCAAACAGAUGGACAAACGGAAGUGGUCAACCGUUGUGUGGAGACAUACCUUCAAUGUUUUUCAUAUAACAAGCUUAGGCGUUGGUCUACAUGGCUUCCAUGGGCAGAAUACUGGUAUGAUACCACAUUCCACUCCUCCACUAAUACGACACCGUUUCGAGCAGUUUACGGGCGAGACCCACCACCGUUGCUACGUUUUGGAUCAGAUUCCACCUCUGUUCUAGCAAUGGAUCAGUUAUUGUAAGAG
Vitis vinifera (wine grape) is the source of this 8331-nucleotide messenger RNA. RefSeq names its product transposon Tf2-1 polyprotein. Gene Ontology annotation, biological process: DNA integration. Lineage: Eukaryota; Viridiplantae; Streptophyta; Magnoliopsida; Vitales; Vitaceae. The transcript has 2 exons. Gene Ontology annotation, molecular function: nucleic acid binding. Bases 6985 to 8328 code for a protein of 447 amino acids. The record is from RefSeq and is a predicted model, not a curated record.